CGGCAUUGCCAUUGCUCGCUCGGCACUCGACCAGCUGCCCCAAAUCACAACGAAGAUGAAGCUCCGCGUGUUUCUCCUGCUCAGCGCCGCCCUGGCAGCGACUGUCCAAGCCGUCGUCCAGCCGGGCAGGAACCAGCAGCUGUUCAAUCACAACCGCGACGGAUACCGCUACAAUGGACCCGCCCACAAGUAUCUGCCCGCCGAGGGGCCGCCCAGCACGGAAGCGGGCAUCAUCACUGGCCCCUGGCAAUCACAUGGAUCGCAUGGCAAUCAAUUGCCACAAUCCCUGGAGCACUCCCAGCAGCAGCAGCAUCAGCAGCCGGGCUACAACGGUCCCUACAACUCCCAGUACUAUGGAGAGGGACAGCGACAGGGACAGGAGCAGCAUCGACAGGAAGAGCACUCCUGGAAGCAGGAGCAACAGUUGGCAGAGCAGCAACGUCAGCAGCAGAGAACCGAACCCUGGCAGUCAUCUCAGGGACAGUUUGGACAGCAGCAAGGCUACCACCAGCAGCACCACCACCAGCAGCAGUACCACCAGCAACAGUCCCAGUCACAUCAUCAGCAGGGCCACCAAGAUGGGGAAUACUCUCCGGAGCAGCUUGGCAGACCAGAACAACAUCAUUCACAAGGCAGCCUUCAGCAGGAGCCACAUCCGCAGAGAGCUGAAUCCUGGCAGGGCUUUCACCAGGAGCAGCAUCAACAGCAGCCACACCAGCAGCAGGAGCAGCAGCAGGAGCAACAGCAGAGCGUCCACUGGCAGCCAUCCCAUCUGGGGCACCGCUCUGAGAGUUUUCCCUCGGCUCUGGCGCAUGCCAGCAGCCAUAAAACUGUUGCUGCUCCUGCCCGCGAUAUCAAGCUUGUUCCAGCUUAUACUCUUUCUAGUUAUUCGGACCAAGAUCGCUUCAUUGGACUGGAUGCACUCGACACUCGCCUACUGAGCCAAUCCCUGCCAGAUGCCUACCAGCGGGAGCUGUUGGGUGGCUCUCCCCAGCAGCAACAUCAGCCGCAGCAAAGCCACGACAUUGUUCAGAUGCAAUCGCACUCCUACGAGCUGCCCUCGUCGCAUAGCAUGCAGCGGGAGUGGCCUCAGCAGCACCAGCAGCCGCAGCAUGAACACUCGGGCAAUCGUCAGUACUCGGAGAGUGCCUUUGCCUUCUCCAACCCAUCCAUUCACUCCUCCAAUCCAUCCAUUCACUCCUCCAACCCAUCCAUUCAGUCCUCCAACCCAUCCAUUCACUCCGCCAACCCAUCCUACGCCUUCCAGAACUCCUUGAGUCAUCCCAGCCGCGAGUUCCAGCCACCCUACUAUCGAUAG
Messenger RNA from Drosophila obscura, 1318 nucleotides. RefSeq names its product putative mediator of RNA polymerase II transcription subunit 26. The transcript has 3 exons. NCBI's taxonomy places the organism in Eukaryota, Metazoa, Arthropoda, Insecta, Diptera, Drosophilidae. The coding region runs from base 56 to 1318 and encodes 420 amino acids. The record is from RefSeq and is a predicted model, not a curated record.